CACUCUGGUCUGCAGCAGCAUGGCACUAACUGUCCAUCUCUCCUGCUUCCAGGUCCUGUUGGUGGCAGGUCUAGCCCAAGGCAUCAAGGACUCCCUCAGAGUCCAGAACCCAGGUGCGGGGCCGCUGGAGCUGAAAGAGGUCUUCACUCUGUUCCAGAUCCAGUAUAACCGAAGUUACUCGAACCCGGCAGAGUAUGCUCGCCGCUUGGAUAUCUUUGCCCGAAACCUGGCCCAGGCUCAGCAGCUGCAGGAGGAGGACUUAGGCACAGCCGAGUUUGGGGUGACUGCAUUCAGUGACCUUACAGAGGAGGAGUUUGACCAGCUGUAUGGGAAUCAGAGGGCAGCUGGAAGGGCCCCCAAUGUGGACAGAAAGGUAGGAUCUGAUGAGUGGGAAGAGUCAGUGCCCUCCACGUGUGACUGGCGGAAGGCGCCCGGUGUCAUGUCACCUGUCAAGGACCAGAAAACCUGCUCGUGCUGCUGGGCCAUGGCGGCUGCAGGCAACAUCGAAGCCCAGUGGGGCAUUAAGACCAGACAGUCUGUGGAAGUCUCUGUGCAGGGUACGGCUGGGAGAGGGGGCAUGUCUGCCAAUGGGGGCAGGGGGCUUGGGGAUCAGUCACCCAAAUUGUCCCUUCUUGCACCAGAACUACUCGACUGUGGCCGCUGUGGGGAUGGCUGCAGUGGCGGCUUCAUCUGGGACGCAUUCAUAACUGUCCUCAACAACAGUGGCCUGGCCAGCGAAAAGGACUACCCAUUCCAGGGGGCGGUCAGAGCCAAGUGCCAGGCUAAGAAGCACAAAAAGGUGGCCUGGAUCCAGGAUUUCAUCAUGCUGUCGGACAACGAGCAGAGAAUUGCCCAGUACCUGGCCACUGAGGGCCCCAUCACUGUGACCAUCAACAAGAAGCUAUUGCAGCAAUACAAGAAUGGUGUGAUCAAGGCCACACGCACCACCUGUGACCCUCAAAAUGUGGACCAUGUUGUCCUGCUGGUGGGUUUUGGUAAGACCAAGUCGGUGGAGGGGAGGCAGGCAAAGGACGUCUCAGGCCAUUCUCAUCGUCGCUCCACCCCAUACUGGAUCCUGAAGAACUCCUGGGGGGCCAACUGGGGUGAGAAGGGUUAUUUCCGGCUGCACCGCGGGAGCAAUGCCUGUGGUAUCACCAAGUACCCGAUUACUGCCCGAGUGGGUCAACCAGCUAAGAAGGUCUCCUGCCCUCCCUGAGCCCGCCCCUCGCUCUCGCCUGCUAUGCCUGCUGCAUCCUUGCUGGCCACCCCCAAAGUCUUCUCCUGUCCUCCCAAUCCUCUUGCUAUGCGUUGAAUAAACAAAGACAAGAUUCUGUA
Messenger RNA from Myotis myotis, 1335 nucleotides. RefSeq names its product cathepsin W (gene CTSW). The record is from RefSeq and is a predicted model, not a curated record. Bases 20 to 1216 code for a protein of 398 amino acids. The transcript has 9 exons. Gene Ontology annotation, cellular component: lysosome. Lineage: Eukaryota; Metazoa; Chordata; Mammalia; Chiroptera; Vespertilionidae. Gene Ontology annotation, molecular function: cysteine-type endopeptidase activity.